Babjeviella inositovora NRRL Y-12698 is the source of this 1608-nucleotide messenger RNA. RefSeq lists its product as uncharacterized. NCBI's taxonomy places the organism in Eukaryota, Fungi, Ascomycota, Pichiomycetes, Serinales. The transcript has a single exon. The record is from RefSeq and is a predicted model, not a curated record. The coding region runs from base 1 to 1608 and encodes 535 amino acids.
AUGCCUAAAGACAAAGAUUACUUAAUUGUUCGCUCGAAGAACGCCAAGGGCUAUGACUACUCCACAAGUGUGGUCCUUCCCGAACAGCCGGUGCUCCCGGCGUACGUGUCGGACAAAAUGCUGGACCACGCAGAUUACCAGCAGUUGUUUGAGGACGUGGAGGGCGAAAAAAAGAUCUCAAGCAUGGGGGUGUUGCUUGGCGGUCGUAGCUUUAAGUUCAACUCGUUCCAGUUGCCGUCGUACAUGUCGCGGACGAAAGGUACGAGAGACGACUCCAAGAUGUUCCUUCUCGCGAGUGACUUGGCGCCAAUUCUCAACUACCGUGACGCGCACCACUUGUUCAAAAAGAACAAGCAGUUGAACAAGAUCUUGACCGAGGCGCGUGACAACGAUUUUUUGUUGCGUGAGAAGCUCAUAUCGCCAAAAAUUGUUGGCAAGCGCUUGAGCGCAGUGACUGCGCGCUCCGUUUACUUGGUGUUUGGCGCGCGCGUCAUCAUCGACGGGGUGCGCAUCCGUGACGACUACUGGGAGUCCGAGUUUAAGAAGCAGGGGUUCACCGAAAAGAGCCCGGUGGACACACGCAAAACGGCGGACGAAAUCGCACACAGUGUAUUGCAGAAGGCGCUUCAGGCCGCUAAUGCGAAGUCCGCAAGCAUUGGGAAUACACCGACGCAGAGUGCGGCAAAUCCCGGCUCGAACCUCCACAACAAUCAGUCGUUCCAGCUACAGAACGGUGAGUUGUCCUUAGCACAGUUGUUUCCCUUGGCUGAAAACCCGAAAUUUGUCAACUUACAGCCGGAUGAGCGCGCUCAGUACUUGGAGACCCAGCAGCACACACUUGUUUACCCCGGACAGGGCUUCAUCAACAGCUUUGAGGUUAACUCAUUGUUGAAGGUGCCACAGUACAUGGCUGAUUCCAGCGCUAAGGACGUGAAGAAGAACAGCACCAUGGGGCUUAGUUCAGCCGCGCUCUCCGCGGCAUCAAACGUGUUCCUGGCGAUUUCAAACGAGUUUGUCAAGAUUCCCGUUUCGGAGAAAUACGCAUCCAAGGGUUACGCCGAAAAAGUGGAGACAGCGCACUACGAACGUCCGCGGUAUGCGGUUAACGGGUUGCCUUACUUCAAUCCGGCGAUUAAGACGUACGUGAAGGCCAUUCCCGAGGAGAAGCUCGCGGUGAUCGAGUUGCAGCACUCCACGUUACACUUGAACAAGUUGAUGCAGUACAACCGCAGGUUGCGCAACAAGUCGUGGCACAAGUACUAUCGUCAGAAGGCUGGCUCGGCUGAGGUGAAACAGGAUGAGUUCCUGGAGGCGCGUUACGAGGGAGAAACCACCGUGGAAGUGGUCAAGACGCAGAAGCGGAUGAACGGUAAUGCCUUGGGCCGGUGUAACAUCAAGCGGGUCAGGCCAAUUUACGAGCCGGAACCGGAGAGAGUGCGUGUGACGGCACCAGUUAUGCCUCAGAACGGGUUCCCUCUCCGUCAUCCCCAUGCUGGGGUGCAGUUUCCCGGACACGGCCAUCCCCACGGUCAUCCGGGACAGAAUGGCCACCCGGGACCGACUGGGCAUCCAGGACCGCAUGGGCAUCCGAAUGCCGUCUAUCGCUAA